Molecule: messenger RNA, 387 nt
Organism: Coccinella septempunctata (seven-spotted ladybird)
Lineage: Eukaryota; Metazoa; Arthropoda; Insecta; Coleoptera; Coccinellidae
Exons: 1
Coding region: 1-387 (128 amino acids)
Source: RefSeq, a predicted model, not a curated record
AUGCAAACCCGUGUUAUUGACACCAUAAGGAUCCCCACUUGGAACAUAGGGUCCCUAACUGGACGAAGUAGUGAGCUGAGCGAAAUCCUUAAGAGAAGAAACAAUUAUGCUUGUUGCGUUCAGAAGACAAAGUGGAAGGGUUCGAGGUCGAAAGAUAUUGGAUUGGGAUACAAACUUAUAUACCAAGGUGUAGAUGCGAAGCGAAAUGGCGUGGCCAUCAUACUGACCGACACCCUUAAAGACAGACUCAUAAACGUUGAAAGAAAAUCGGAUCGUCUCAUUGCCGUCAAAAUUGCACUUGAUGACCAACCACCGAUUAAUAUCUGCAUAUGCCCCGCAAACAGGCUGUACCUCAGAGGAAAAUACCGCCUUCUGGGAGGAUUUUGA